Closterium sp. Yama58-4 is the source of this 1365-nucleotide messenger RNA. The record is from the annotation of a GenBank genome assembly. NCBI's taxonomy places the organism in Eukaryota, Viridiplantae, Streptophyta, Zygnematophyceae, Desmidiales, Closteriaceae.
AUGGCUACCCCGCCUGUACUAGCUUUCGAUGCUGAGGGCCGCCCAGUGAAAUUUGACACCUGGCUUGAUGACCUGCACCUCUUCCUACAGCUCACUGCCAAGGAGGAUAUCUCACUGUAUGACCACGCCCUCGGCCAUGCUCCUGCCCCUGCUACUGAUGCUGACAGCACUACCCGCUCACAGUGGCAGACUCGUGACGCCCACGCUCGCUUUGCCAUCCGCAACUCCCUGCCGUUAGAUGAGCGCGAGCACUUUGGCCAGUGCAAGACUGCUAGGGACCUCUACACCGCUGUAGUUGCCCGUUACUCCUCACCCGCUUCUGCUACGCUAGGCCGCCUCACUCUUCCCUACCUGUUCCCCGACCUAGCCUCCUUUCACACUGUCGCAGACCUCAUCACCCACCUUAAGACUAGUGAGGCCCGCUUUCGCGCUGCUAUGCCUGCCGAGUUUCUCACUAGCAACCCCCCCCCGCUCUGGAUCACUCUCUACCACAUCGUCACCCGCCUCCCUGACUCUCUGCGCGCAGCACCUCUCGUGGCGACCCCCGCACCCCGUUCUUCGAGGGGUGUUCCCCUUCCCCCCUCCUCCCCUCUGUCGCCUCUGCUGCUGCUGUCGACCUUCUUGGUGCUGAGAAGGUCGGGACCGCGUCUGCUUCGAGCGGGCGCCGCAGGGGCAAAGGGGGCAGGGGCGGGGGUGGCGGCGGAGGAGGUGGGGGUGGAGGCGGUGGGAGUGGAGGCGCGGCUGAGGAGGCUAGUGGCGGUAGUGGGGGAGGCGACAGCAGCGGCGGGAGUGGUGGCAGGGGCGGAGGCGGCAGCGGAGGCGGAGGUGGUCGUGGUGGCGGCAGGGGUGGAGGUGGCCGGGGCGGAGGCGGAGGGGGUGGUGGUCGUGGGGGCACUGGCGGAGGGCAGAGUCAGCAGUCCGCCCCGACGCUUCAGGCCGCCCGUGAGUGGUAUGCGCAGCGUAGCUUUACCUGCACACUUUGAUGCUAUUCUCACUGCCAUGUAUGCGAUGUCUAUUAGUGGAGAGGGUACUCAGUACUUGCGUGUUCCGCCCGACCCGGGUAUUCAGGCCAGUCCGGCUGCCGCUCUAGGUGCUAGUGCGUCCGCUCCCGCAGGUCCUGGUGAGGCUGCUGCCCUAGGUACUAGUGCGUCUGUGCCCCCUGGUACUGAGUCGACUGCAGCACUGCACACCUUCACACUAGACUCAGGUGCUUCUCGCUCUUUCUUUCGUGACCGCACUGUCCUUGAGCCCCUCGCUCGGCCAGUUGCUGUCUCCCUUGCUGACCCCUCUGGGGGUCCGGUCAUUGCGACCUCCUCCACUGUCCUUCCUUGUCCGGCGGUCCCGUCCGAACUUGGUGGCAGGUAG